Messenger RNA from Panicum virgatum (switchgrass), 333 nucleotides. RefSeq lists its product as uncharacterized. The transcript has a single exon. Bases 1 to 333 code for a protein of 110 amino acids. NCBI's taxonomy places the organism in Eukaryota, Viridiplantae, Streptophyta, Magnoliopsida, Poales, Poaceae. The record is from RefSeq and is a predicted model, not a curated record.
AUGGCAGGAGGUCAUGAGAGGAGGACAAUGCGCAUAUUUGAUAGUGGCGGGGCAAAUCAAGAUAGGAGCGGUUCUAGUCGCCCCAAUGUGGUCAGUGGCAGAGAGAUGAGGCCAAGAGAGAGAAUGAGAGCAGUAGUAGCUGAUAUUGUUGAGGAAAGUGAUGGUGGAUCUUCUAGUGAUGAUGAUGUUGAGGAUGAGCUCUACAGAGUUGAGCAGAGGCAUGGAAAGGCCCCAGCUCAGGAAAGCAGCAGUGAAGAAGAAGCUGAUGGAGAUGAUGAGGAAGAAGAGGAAAAUGAGGGAAGGGAAGAAAAUCUCACCUAUCCCAUUAUAUAG